AUGCCCAUUGGGAUGUCUCCAUACAUAUUGGUUUUCAGGAAAGCUUGUCACUUGCCAGUUGAACUCGAGCACAAGGCUUAUUGGGCAAUCAAGAAGCUUAAUUUCGAUUUUCAAGCUGCUGGACAAAAAAGGCUUUUGCAAUUAGAUGAGCUUGAGGAGUUGAGAAACGAGGCUUAUUUGAAUGCUCAAAUUUACAAGGAAAGAACCAAGCGUUGGCAUGAUAAAAACAUCCUGCGAAAAGAGUUCUAUGUUGUAUUACAAGUCUUUCCUCAUGGGGCAGUUGAAGUGCAAAAUCUGGAGACCGGGAAUGCAUUCAAAGUUAACGGUCAACGAUUGAAGCCUUAUUUGGAAGUCAACUUCGAUGCAAUGAAGAUUGACAUCCCUUUAUUUGAUCCCGCCUGA
This is a messenger RNA of Pyrus x bretschneideri (Chinese white pear), 402 nucleotides long. RefSeq lists its product as uncharacterized. The transcript is spliced from 2 exons. Bases 1 to 402 code for a protein of 133 amino acids. The record is from RefSeq and is a predicted model, not a curated record. Lineage: Eukaryota; Viridiplantae; Streptophyta; Magnoliopsida; Rosales; Rosaceae.